Anoplopoma fimbria (sablefish) is the source of this 6499-nucleotide messenger RNA. RefSeq names its product cell migration inducing hyaluronidase 1 (gene cemip). The transcript is spliced from 28 exons. The record is from RefSeq and is a predicted model, not a curated record. Lineage: Eukaryota; Metazoa; Chordata; Actinopteri; Perciformes; Anoplopomatidae. The coding region runs from base 12 to 4259 and encodes 1415 amino acids.
UCUCUGCAUUCAUGCCAAACCUUCCAGCGUUAUUCCCCAGACUGAUUUCCCGUGACCGACCCUGCUUGUUUGGACUUCUCCGCCUUACCUCUGCCCCGGUAAACGACUCAGCCUUCCGUCCCCGACCACGAGAUUCCUGCCUUGCCUUUGCCCCAAUUAGCCGCCUUAGCCUUCUGUCCCCGACCACGAGUUUAGCGUCCGCUUCCUCUGGUUUCCAUCUGCCUGUUUCCCUGACAGCUUGGCACUCUCCUGAUAGGAAUUCACAACUGUGUCCGGACAAGGAGCCAGGACUGCAGCCAUGGAUGCCGGGACACAGUGAAGACCACCGUGUUACAAUCGGUUAUGGCAGGAAGGUCCUCCUCACAACUUCAGCUACGGUCCACUCCAUUGAGAUUCUCAAUGGAGGAAAGCUGGUGAUUGCUGACACCAACCGGGCCAUACUGCUACGAACAAAACACAUUCUGAUUGGGAACAAGGGGGAACUGCACAUUGGAAGCUCAGCCUGUCCUUAUAAAGGCAACCUCACCAUCUCCCUUUUUGGAAGAUUGGAUGACAGUGACAAUGAACACAGCUACUUUGGGAGGAAAUACUUGGGCGUGGGGACAGGAGGGACACUAGAAAUCCACGGAGAAAAGAAGCUGUCAUGGACCUUCCUCAACAAGACCCUCCACCCCGGAGAGAGCAACCAGAACAACUACCUGUUCCAGAGAAGCUGGGGGAGCCGAGGCAUCAUUAUCCACGUCAUUGACCCCAAGACCGGAGAGGUGCUGCACAAUGACAGGUUUGACACAUACCGUAGUAAGGAUGAGAGUCGUCGCCUUGCAAAGUAUGUGGAUGGUGUGGAGGCUGGGCUCAUACUGGCCAUGGUGGUCAAUGAUGAGGGCUCCAACAACUUGGAGGACUUGGCCAAGAAGAGCCUCUCCAGGCUGGGCAGCCAGCACAUCAGCACUCUGGGAUUUCGGCAUCCCUGGACCUUUAUAGUAACAAAAGGACAUGCAUCUUCUGCAGUGGAGGGUCAUGCUGUCUAUCAAGGGACCAAGGCCUCCUCAGAGGCCCGGAGCUCCUGUAUUUUUCAGUCGACCGAUGGGGAGCGUUUCACCAUCAGCUCCAGCAGCCAAUGGGUGCAAGAGGCAGAGUGGACUGAAUGGUUUGACAGGGACGAUGAGAGGGGAUCUGGAGACUGGGAGAAAGUGUCUGACCUGCACGAGGCCUACCCAGACAGACUGUGUAGCAGUCCACUCGACAUCCAGGCUGAAACCCAAGAUGGCAUACCAGCCAACCAGACAGGAGAUGUGAUCCACAAGAAUGAUAAGGACUAUGGCUUUGUCUGCCUCAACAAGGACCAGGCUCACGGCCUCUGUCACAACUACAGGGUUCGCUUCCUCUGUGGAAAACUGGUUCGUCCACAGGCCUCCAUUUCCAUCGACAUGUUGUCCAACAGCAGCAUCCUUGAGCUGGCUGACCAACCAGAGGGCUGGAAGUCCGGGGAUCGGGUAGUCGUGGCCAGUACCGAUUACUCCAUGCACCAGGCUGAAGAGUUCACCCUGUUGCCCUGCCCUACCUGCACAUCCAACCAGGUCAAGAUCCAAGAUAAGGCCCAGUUCAUCCACAUGGGUGAGGAAGUGGACGGGGUGGACAUGAGGGCGGAGGUGGGCCUGCUGAGCCGGAACAUCCUGCUCCGUGGUGAGAUGGAGCCCGGCUGCUAUGGCAACGAGGCCUGCAAAUUCUUCGAUUUUGACACUUUUGGCGGACAUUUGAAGGUGGAGCGGGGAUUCAGGGCAGUUCAUAUAUCCGGGCUGGAGCUGGAGCACAUGGGCCAGCAGACAAUGGGACACUACCCGGUCCAUUUCCAUAUGAACGGAGACGUGGACGAGAAGGGAGGUUAUGACCCCCCGACUUCUGUCAGUGACCUCUCCAUCCACCACUCCUUCUCCCGCUGCCUUACCAUCCACAGCUCAAGCGGACUGCUGGUGAAGGACGUGGUUGGCUAUGAAACACUAGGCCACUGUUUCUUCACGGAGGAUGGUCCAGAAGAGAGGAACACGUUUGACCACUGUUUGGGUCUGAUGGUGCGAGCCGGGACUCUGCUGCCUUCAGACAGAGAUGGCAAAAUGUGCCGUGACAUCACUGAAGGAGCCUUCCCAGGAUAUGUGGCCAACCCACGGCAGGACUGCAGUGCCACUUCCACUUUCUGGAUCGCCAACCCCAAUAACAACCUCAUCAACUGUGCUGCUGCAGGCUCAGAGGAAACAGGUUUCUGGUUCAUCUUCCACCACGUGCCCACCGGGCCCUCAGAGGGGCUGUACUCCCCCGGACACACGGAACACACACCUAUGGGCCAAUUCACCAACAACAGAGCCCAUUCCAACUACAGGGCUGGAAUGAUCCUUGAUAAUGGGGUAAAGACCACCCAGGCAAACGACAAGGACAAGAGACCCUUCCUGUCUCUGAUUGGAGCCAGGUAUGGCCCCCACCAGGAUGCUGAUCCCUUCAAACCCAGAGUCCCUGCUCUAAUCCACCAUUUUGUGGCCUAUAAGAACCAGGACCACGGAGCCUGGCUGAGAGGAGGGGAUGUCUGGCUGGAUGACUGCCAAUUUGCUGAUAAUGGUAUUGGCCUCACUUUGGCGAGUGGAGGGACCUUUCCAGAUGAUGACGGCUCUCGUCAGCAGGUGAAAAACUCGCUGUUUGUGGGUGAAAGUGACAAUCGUGGGAUGCCCCUCCCUGAUAACAGGAUCUGGGGCCCCGGGGGUUCUGACCUCACUGGCAGAACCCUGCCUCGAGGCAUUGACUUUCCUAUCCGAGGCAUGCAGAUCUACGAUGGGCCCAUCAACAUGCAGAAUUGUACAUUCCGGAAAUACACAGCGCUGGAUGGACGGCACACCAGUGCCUUUGGCUUCAGACUCAACAACUCGUGGCAGAGCUGCCCCAACAAUAACGUCACUAAUAUCAUCUUUGACCAUGUACCUAUCACGUCUCGGGUGUUUUUUGGGGAGCCGGGUCCCUGGUUUAAUAAGAUGCAGAUGGACGGGGACAAGACGACCAUCUUCCACGAUAUCGAUGGCUCGGUCAGCGAGUAUCCCGGAGCCUUCCUGGUGAAGGAGGACAACUGGUUACUCCGUCACCCCGACUGCAUUGACGUACCCGACUGGAAGGCUGCCAUCUGCAGCGGCCACUACGCACAGAUCUACGUCCAGACACGUAACCCUGCCAACCUGAACAUGCUGAUGGUGAGGGAUGAGUACCCUGAUCGGCCCCUGACACUGGAGGGCGCACUGGGGAAGAAGAAGCACUACCAGCAGUUCCAGCCGGUGAUCACACUGGCCAAAGGCUACACCAUCCACUGGGACCAGGCAGCGCCCGCUGAGGUCAUCAUCUGGCUCAUCAACUUCAACAAAAAUGACUGGAUCAACGUGGGCCUCUGCUACCCACAAGGCACCACCUUCACCGUCAUCUCCGAUAUCCACAACCGCCUGACCAAGCAGACCCGCAAGACCGGCGUCUUCAUGAGGACAGCGCAAAGGGACAAGAUCAACCACUCCCACCUGGCCAGAGGAUACUACUACUGGGAGGAGGACACUGGCCUGCUCUUCUUGAAGGUCAAGGCCCAUAACGACAGGGAACAGUUUGCCUUCUGCUCUGUCAAGGGCUGUGAGAGGGUGAAGAUCACAGCCGUCAUCCCUAAAGGCAGUCUACCCAGCAACUGCAUGGCCCAGGCCUACCCCAAACACGCUGAGCUGCCUGUUGUGGAUGUACCCAUGCCCAGAAAGAUACCUAAUGUCAGGCUGAACUCACCAGAACACUUCUUGGAGGUCAAACUGGAGUCCUACAACACUCGAUUUUUCCACAUCAAAGAAGACUUUGCUUUUACUGAGGUGAACAGCAGGAAGUUGUACCAGCCAGAAGAUGGGGUGCAACUGACAGUUAUUGAUGGACAUGAUGGGAAGGUGGUAGAGAACAAAGGCUUCAGGAACUCCAUCUUACAGGGCAUCCCGGCACAGAUAGACAACUACGUCACUGGACUGAGAGACGGUUCAAUCGUCCUCCUUACAUCUAAGGGCCGUCUGGUUACCAGAGGAACCUGGACUAAAGUCUUGGAAAGACUUGGAGCAGACAAAAGUAUCAAAUUGAAAGAUAAGCUGGCAUUUGUGGGCUUCAAGGGCUCCUUCCACCCUGACUGGAUCCAUAUGGAGGUGGACGCCAAUCGAGCCAAGAUCCAUCAGGUCUUGCCUAUCCCUGUGGUCCACAAGAUGAAGCUAUGAAAGGCAGGCAGAGUGGGGAGGACAGCAAAGAGACUAUGAAGCCCCCAGAUACUAACAUUCGUUGCCAAUCCCCCAAAACAAUGCACAGACACGCACUUACACAUGCACGUACACACUGCCAGCACCGCAGGCAGUUGCUCCAUGCCAUUGUAAAGGAUCAGUGGUGUUUUUUCUAGAUUUGGCAAUGAGAAAGAAUUAUGUGAUUUGGUGUGUCGAAAAGGGGAAGACCCCUCUCCCAGAGCCAGCACUGCCCCCCCCAUGAAUUGUAUCUGUGUUAGCAAGCCCAUCAAUUGAGGACUUUACGAUGACAAAACACCCUCUGCGGGCUAUAUUUGAGGUCAUUAUCUCUGAGGCAACAGUGGCUCCGAACAGCCAUGGGUGUUUGCAGAAACCUGGUUGUCUCCACAGACAUCAAUAGACAUAACUGAUUUCUGACUGAACACUAUCAUUGUGUCACUGACAUAAUUGUUUACAUAACGUUAGCUUGUCACCUAAAGUAACCAUUGGAUUUGGUCAGAUAACAUGAAAACCUCAGUUUCUUGCUUCAGCUAACAUGGACAUUAACUUAGUUUCAUGUUAACAUUAACGAUGGCCUGUUGGUUAUUUGGUUGGCUUGUUAGUUCUCUGACAUAACCAAAAAUCCGAACUCACUCCUCUCUUGCAACACCAAGCUUUGGCAUAGAAACUGGGGCUAAAGACAGUUCAGCCUUUUAACAUUUUGUUCAUAUUCUGCCCUCUAGCAGACUUCACUAUUGUAUCUGUGUAAAAGGCAAAUGAACAGUCACAUGAGAAGGCAGAGUGAAAACAUUGCAGUUAUUGAGUGCAAGAUAUGGGUAAAGAAUGAAAAAGAGAGUCUACACCUCUCCACUCACCUGUCAAAUCAAUGGUUGAUGUGGGCUUGAUUGAAUUGAAUUUGGGGAAAGUUACAAAGAUCAAAUAAGCACUUCAUUUGAAGUCUUCUGACUAUAUCAGAUGACACUGUUAUACAAUGCUGUUAGUCAGUGCUGUGAGAGGAUACUGGGAGACUAUGCUGACGUCUGACGGCAUCCUCUAAAAAAAACAUGAUGCCACCCAGAUUGUUAUAAUUAACAAAUCUGCAAAAUAUUUAGUGCCAAUGCUUUUCAGUUGGAUAGUUAUCAUAAGGGGAAGAUUGCGGUCAUGGAUGGAUCACUGAGCUGGCAUAUCAGGUACAGGCCCAGGGUCCAAAGGGGUCAUGGGCCCGCAUAACAGUGAGGAAGACUCAGAUAACUGCUAAGAACGACUUCACUGAGUUGAUUUUGAGUCUCUGAUAGUUCUGGUUCAUCAGAGACACGAAACAGGUACAAAUAAUGCAGCCAUUUGUCAUUUGUAGUUGUUUGUAUCUUUUUCAGUCUGGGAGUCUUUCUCUUAUGUAGGAGGGGUGAAGACCUUCGACAUGUCUGUGUCCAGGGACAUAGGGUUCUUAUAAUCUGUCCAAGGUCAUGGUCAAUGGUGAAUUGGUUUUUCUAGCAUGAAAGUUAAGUCUUUUAGUUAAAAAGUAGUCUCAGUCCAAGCUGUUUCAGUCCCGCUUGGUCCCGACCAUCUAACAGGUUACACACCAGUCAAAAAAACUGAACUAAAAGGCAAAUGCAAAAGAGUUUGGUUAAAGUAUGCGCCUUCCUUCUAUGGAUGUUUAUUCAUUCACACUUCUUGCAUUGGCACAGAUCACUGGGAGGAAACAUAAGUGCUAUUACAAAGAGUUGUGUAUGAUUGCGGUUUGUAGAAGACUUGAUUUGCCAAAUUGUUUUUCUCCCAUAACCUAUGUUGUGAAAAAAUAAGAAUCCCCUUUACAUUGAUCAUUUAACAACACGCAUUUCCAAGAGUUUCUUUUUCCAGUCUGUUUGAUGUUUACUACUGGCUAAUUCUCCAAUGGCUCAUCAGCUACGGUUGCAAGGUGAUUUAUGAUGCAAAGCCUGUAUAUGAGAACAGAGGGAGCAAAUUCUAAGAAAGUGUGAGCUAGCUAAUCAAACGCAUGUUUUAUGUAUGUGCAUCACCGAGCAUCCUUCCCAUGCAGGUCUUUGUGGUAUGUGACCAAUGUAGAAGUUGAGUGGUUUCUUCACUUGGUUAUAUGCCUGCUUUGUUUGACUAAACAGUUUGAAGAGAGAAUAGAGAAGAAGAAACAAACAAAAAGAGAAACAUUAUUUGUUUUGCAUCCAGACCAGUGGUUGUUAACGCUCACUUGAUAUUGUGAUGUUUUCCUCCCACGUUUCUUUUCCUGUCAG